This is a messenger RNA of Purpureocillium takamizusanense, 3296 nucleotides long. RefSeq lists its product as uncharacterized. Gene Ontology annotation, biological process: regulation of intracellular pH; proton export across plasma membrane. The transcript has 4 exons. Gene Ontology annotation, molecular function: ATP hydrolysis activity; ATP binding; P-type proton-exporting transporter activity. Gene Ontology annotation, cellular component: plasma membrane. The coding region runs from base 225 to 3296 and encodes 1023 amino acids. The record is from RefSeq and is a predicted model, not a curated record. Lineage: Eukaryota; Fungi; Ascomycota; Sordariomycetes; Hypocreales; Ophiocordycipitaceae.
CGCAGCGACACUGGCAGCUGCGAACUCUACUUGACUUGUGACGCGAGAAUAAAAGAGCGCGCAAACGCCUUUCUCCCGUCCGAGAGUCAUCGUCAUAGCGACUGGUCAUUGAUCUCUUAAGCCUCCUCCUGUCAACCCAGGCGCUACGUCUUUCACCUCCCGUCUUCUCCUUCAUCUGAAAAUAAAAUAAAACAAAAACCCCUCCUCGUGUAAUAAACAAAGCCAUGCCUGCCAUGUUCCACCGCCGCAAGACCGGCGGUUCUGCCACCGGCGGCGGCGGCGGUGACGUCGAGGCCCCGCCUCCGCGCAAUCCCUCCACCAGCUCAGCGGUAGAAAACGCCGACAACCUCGAAGAGUAUGCCGCAUUGGAGCGCUACAUCAGCACGUACCGCGAAGACGGCACCAGAGACGAGGAUGACCCGGCAAGUAAAGGCCGUAGACGGCGAUGGUGGCAGUUCUGGAAGACGGGCGCUCUGGAGCCCACCGACAUGCAGCCCGCCCCGGAGCCCGACAACACGGUGCCCGAGUCGUGGCUCAACACGGACAUUCACACGGGCAUCAGCGCCGCCGACGUGGAGGAGCGCAGGAAGACGUACGGGUGGAACGAACUGACGGCCGAAAAGGAAAACCUCUUUGUCAAGUUUCUCAGCUACUUCACCGGCCCCAUCCUAUAUGUCAUGGAAAUUGCUGCCCUUCUCGCUCUCGGCUUGAGCGACUGGAUCGACUUUGGAGUCAUCGUAGGCAUCCUGCUCCUCAACGCCUUUGUCGGCUUCUACCAGGAGAAACAAGCCGCCGACGUCGUGGCCAGCUUGAAGGGGGACAUUGCCAUGCGCUGCAUGGUCGUUCGAGACGGGCGAGAGCAGAGCAUCCUCGCGCGUGAAUUGGUCCCCGGAGACAUUCUUUUCGUACAAGAAGGCGACACCGUAGCGGCAGAUGCGCGGCUGAUUUGCGACUGCAGCCGCCCGGACGACUUUGAGAUCUACCUGCGCCUCCGGGCCGAGGACAGGCUCGGACACGUCAGCGACGAAGCGGGCGACGACGCCGCCGACGAGGACAAGGGCGAGCGGGACCGUCGAGCCUCGGUGCUCUCGCAGGCGGCGACCAAGGACUACCGCAGCACCCCGCUCGUGGCCGUAGACCAGUCGGCCAUCACCGGCGAGUCCCUGGCCGUCGACAAGUACCUGGGCGACGUCGUCUACUACACCACGGGCUGCAAGCGCGGCAAGUCGUACGCCAUCGUCAUCAACACGGCCAAGCACUCCUUUGUCGGCCGCACGGCGGAGCUCGUCCAGGGCGCGCAGGACCAGGGCCACUUCAAGGCCGUCAUGAACAACAUUGGCACCACGCUGCUCAUCCUCGUCAUGUUUUGGAUCCUCGCGGCCUGGAUCGGCGGCUUCUUCCACCACCUCGGCGUCACCAAGCCCGGCUCCCAGAACCUGCUGCACUAUGCGCUCAUCCUGCUCAUCAUCGGUGUGCCCGUCGGUCUUCCCGUCGUCACGACGACGACGCUGGCUGUGGGAGCGGCAUACCUGGCCAAGCAAAAGGCCAUUGUUCAGAAGCUGACGGCGAUUGAGUCGCUGGCUGGUGUCGACAUUCUGUGCUCCGACAAGACGGGUACCUUGACGGCAAACAAGCUCAGCAUCCGCGAUCCCUUCGUCUCAGAGGGCCAGGACGAGGACUGGAUGAUGGCCGUCGCCGUGCUCGCCUCGUCGCACAACCUCAAGUCGCUCGACCCCAUCGACAAGGUCACCAUCCUCACGCUGAAGCGGUACCCUGGCGCGCGCGAGAUCCUCCAAAAGGGCUGGGUGAGCGAAAAGUUCACCCCCUUUGACCCCGUGUCCAAGCGCAUCACCAGCGUCUGCCGCCUCGACAACGACCGCUACACGUGCGCCAAGGGCGCGCCGCGCGCCAUCCUCAAGCUCACCAACUGCUCCGAGGAGACGGCCACCCUGUACAAGGAGAAGGCGCAGGACUUUGCGCGCCGCGGGUUCCGCUCCCUGGGCGUCGCGUACAAGAAGAACGACGAAGACUGGGUGCUCCUCGGCCUGCUGUCCAUGUUCGACCCCCCGCGCGAGGACACGGCGCAGACCAUCCUCGAGGCCGCGCACCUGGGCGUGCCCGUCAAGAUGCUCACCGGCGACGCCAUCGCCAUCGCCAAGGAGACGUGCAAGAUGCUCUCCCUCGGCACAAAGGUGUACAAGUCGGAGAAGCUCAUCCACGGGGGGCUCGCCGGCAGCGUCCAGCACGACUUUGUGGAGCGCGCCGACGGCUUCGCCGAGGUCUAUCCCGAGCACAAGUACACCGUCGUCGAGAUGCUGCAGCAGCGCGGCCAUCUCACCGCCAUGACGGGCGACGGCGUCAACGACGCGCCGUCUCUCAAAAAGGCCGACUGCGGCAUUGCCGUUGAGGGUGCUUCCGAGGCCGCCCAGGCCGCUGCCGACAUCGUCUUCCUCGCGCCCGGCCUGAGCACCAUCGUCACGGCCAUCAAGACGUCGCGGCAGAUCUUCCAGCGCAUGAAGGCCUACAUCCAGUACCGCAUCGCGCUGUGUCUGCACCUCGAAAUCUACCUCACCACGUCCAUGAUCAUCAUCAACGAGACCGUCCAGGUCGACCUCAUUGUCUUCCUCGCCCUGUUCGCCGACCUGGCCACCGUGGCCGUGGCGUACGACAACGCUCACUGGGAGCCGCGCCCCGUGGAGUGGCAGCUGCCCAAGAUCUGGGUCGUGAGCGUCCUCCUGGGCGUGCUCCUGGCUGCGGGAACCUGGAUCAUGCGCGGCACCAUGUACCUCCACAGCGGAGGCAUAGUGCAGAACUUUGGCUCGGUUCAGGGCAUUCUAUUCUUACAAAUUGCCCUCACCGAGAACUGGCUCAUAUUCGUCACGCGCGGAGGCUCGACGUGGCCUUCAUGGCAGCUCGUGGGGGCCAUUCUCGGCGUCGACAUCAUCGCUACCUUGUUCUGCCUGUUUGGGUGGCUCUCCGGCAACCCCGAGGUCGACGUCCCAUUUGACAGCUUCCCGCAGCGCGCGGAUGGAUGGACCGACAUCGUGACCGUGGUGGUGAUUUGGCUCUACUCGUUUGGCGUGACCAUCUUCGUGGCCAUCAUCUACUACAUCCUCAACAAGGUGUCGUGGCUCAACGACCUGGGCCGCAAGGACCGCAACAAGAAGGACACCAUGGUGGAGAAUAUCAUCGGCCACCUGCAAAAGCUCGCGAUCGAGCACGAGCUCGACGAGCGCACUGGGAAGAGCAGGUUUCUGCUGUGCGAGAAAUCCGCCGACGACGAGGAGGACCUGUAG